AUUGAAACUUGGUUCUUUAAUUCAGUUGUCGAACGACUGAUCGAUUGUCCUACUAAAGUCUAUAAAUUAAAAGAACAUUGUAUUUGCAUAGUAGGAUGUCACUUAUAAUCGUUCAAUUUUCUUCAAAUUUCUGACAUUGAGUUGAUUUAUGGCUCGGUUUCUGCUAGAAGCAUAAUGCAAACUUUUGCAUUAUUCAUCGUACAUGUAUAAAUUAAUGAGAAUUAUUAUUCUAUUAUGUAAUUUAAACGUGAAUAAAGAGAUUUAUUAAAUUAAUAUCAAUAUAUUAGUGUAAUUAAAAACUGUAAAUAAUAACAUAAAUAAUAUAAAUAUAUAAUUGUUCAUGCAUGUUUUUUUAAGUUAUUGUGCUUAUCUGUUGGCAUUGUGGCAAAUUAUGUAUAAGAUUUUUCUUGAGAAUGAAAAAUAUCUUAAAAUGUGUGCAACGAGACUCGACAUGUCAAUUACUGGUGCAACGAUGAAUUUGCCACAAAGAAUGACGACAGUAGGAAUUCGAAAUCUCACUGCUUUUUUUGUUAUUCUAUUAUUCAGAGAGACACAUGGAAAAUAUUUGGAGGGUCUCAACAUGAACUUAGGAGAUGCUCUUCUAUUUCUCAGAGAAUAUGAUAGCGCAGCUUCGUUAAUGUGUACAAGAGUGACAAUAGCGCAAUGGAACUUCGUGACAAACGUUACUGAUGCAAACCAUCAAAAAAUGAUAGAUGAACAAACAUUAAAAUUAAAAUUUGAAAGAGCUUCUUGGCGAAAAGCAAUCACUUUUGCUUGGAGCCGAAUACCAGAUCCUUUAGCGAGAAGGGAACUUAAAAUGAUUGCUACAAAAGGUCGAAGUUCCUUGACUGACGAUAAAUUUAAUGAGAUAUAUCGUUUAAUAGCGGAAAUGAAAGAGAUUUAUGUUAAAGCCAGAGUGUGUCCGUACAGACAGAUUGAAGAUGAAUGUAAUUUGAGUCUGGAUCAUGAUAUAAAUAAAAUAAUGGCUCAGUCGAAAGAUUACGAUGAAUUAUUGCAUUAUUGGCAAGCUUGGCACGAAGCGGUUGGUCCACAAAUUCAAAAUAAAUAUUUCAGAUACGUUCAAUUGGCAAAUCGAGCAGCUAAAUUAAACGGUUUCGCCGAUGCUGGCGACCAGAUGAGAGAAUUGUUUGAAGAUGAAAAUUUCCAGCAAAAUUUAGCGGAGAUAAUGUCAGCCGUAACUCCUCUCUAUAAAAAUCUUUUUACUUAUGUGCGAUCAAAACUAAUUGAAAGAUACGGUGAUAAAAUACGCGAGGAUGGGCCUUUACCCGCACACAUUUUAGGAGAUAUGUGGGCUCAAAAUUGGGAAAAUCUCUUUGAAUUAAUGCAACCAUUUCCUGCAAGCAGAAAGCUUGAUGUAACUUUGGAGAUGAUGAUUCAAAGUAUUACUCCAAUGAGGAUGUUCCAAAUAGCGGAAGAGUUCUUCACUUCGCUCGGUAUGAAACCGAUGCCACCGGAAUUCUGGAAAUUUUCUAUAAUUGAGAAACCUAUCGAUAGAGAAGUAAAGUGUACUUCCAGUGCGUGGGACUUUUGUAAUAAAAUUGAUUACAGAAUAAAGCAGUGUACUAGAGUUACAAUGGAAGAUCUACUGUCUACCCAUUACGAAAUGGCGCAUUUGCAAUAUUAUUUACAAUACAAGGAUCAUCCAUUGCUAUUCCGAAACGAAGCAAUUCCAGGUUUCUACGAAGCUGUUAGCGAUGCAAUCGGUUUAUCCAUUUUUACUCAGCAACACUCACAUAAAAUUGGGCUGCUCGAUAAUUUAACGGACGAUUACGAUCACAGCAUGAACUUUCUGAUGCUAAUGGCUCUUCGCAAAGUGGCUUAUAUGCCGUUUGCUUAUAUAGUCGAUCAGUGGAGAUGGCGUGUCUUCAGCGAUGGAGUUGAAGAUAUGACAGCACGUUGGUGGGAAUUAAGAUUGCAUUAUCAAGGCAUUAUUCCACCUGUACCCAGAUCUGAAAGGAAUUUUGAUCCAGCAGCAAAAUAUCACAUUCCAGCAGAUAGUCCUUAUGCCAAGUAUUUUGUAAGCAUUGUAUUACAGUUUCAAUUGUUCCAGUCCUUGUGUGAGAUUUCUGGUCACACUGGCGAAUUGCAUACCUGUGAUCUCUACAGGUCACGAGAAGCAGGUCGAUUAUUAUCAGACGUUCUGUCAAUGGGAGCUUCUAAACCAUGGCAAGAUGUUGUCAGGCAAAUGACAAGAGGUAGAACGAAUAAAUUAGACGCUGGUGCCAUACUCAAGUAUUUUGAGCCUUUGAAUGCGUGGUUGAAACGACAAAAUGAGAUGCAGCCUGUAAUCGGUUGGAUCACAAGUCGGGACGACAGAGGAAUUUUUCAUUUUGUUUCAGUAUUAUUCGCUCAAUGGUAUCAAAACUGUGCACAGAAAAUGGGAUUGUGGAAUGUAUUCUUCCUACUGCUUGUAAUUUUCAAAAUUUUUAUUUAUUAAUGAAUAUAUAUAUAUUACUUAAAGUAUUAACAUACAAAUCUCUUAUAUAAUAUAUAU
Messenger RNA from Solenopsis invicta (red fire ant), 2515 nucleotides. RefSeq names its product angiotensin-converting enzyme. The transcript is spliced from 13 exons. Gene Ontology annotation, biological process: proteolysis. Gene Ontology annotation, molecular function: metallopeptidase activity; peptidyl-dipeptidase activity. Gene Ontology annotation, cellular component: plasma membrane. The coding region runs from base 341 to 2458 and encodes 705 amino acids. NCBI's taxonomy places the organism in Eukaryota, Metazoa, Arthropoda, Insecta, Hymenoptera, Formicidae. The record is from RefSeq and is a predicted model, not a curated record.